Molecule: messenger RNA, 540 nt
Organism: Monoraphidium neglectum
Lineage: Eukaryota; Viridiplantae; Chlorophyta; Chlorophyceae; Sphaeropleales; Selenastraceae
Exons: 1
Coding region: 1-540 (179 amino acids)
Source: RefSeq, a predicted model, not a curated record
AUGAAGGCACCCGGUCCAGCAGUCGCCGGCGCCACUGGCGACACAUCACCGCAGGGGCCCGGCAGCCCGCGCCGCCGGGCCCGCCCCGCCCACGCCGCGUGCCCCUCGCCGCUGUGGCCCUUCGUCGCCGACGGCACCGGCAACAUCAACGCCCCCACGCUGCCAAAUGACCUGCGGGACACCAUUGUGGGGAUCGUGCUGCGGGAGUCCGACGGGAUCCCGCGCUGCGCGGCGAGGCAGCUGCUGCGCCUGACGUGCCGCGGCGCGCGCGCGUUCGUUGACGCGCGCGUCUGGAAGAUCGCCAUCGACGCCGACGGCGCCGCCGACGCGCCCGCCGCGGCCGCCUCCCUGGCGGCCCUCGCCGCGGCCGCGGCGACCGGCCGCCUGCCAUCGCUGUUGCGCUUGGAAUUACGAGUGACAGGCGGCGGCGCCGCCGCCGCCGCGUUUGAGGACGCGCUCCCGAGCCUGGGGCAGCUGCCGGCGCUCGAGGAGCUCCAGAUCAUCUCAUGGGGAUGCGAGCUGCGCGCGUGGACGAGGUGA